Molecule: messenger RNA, 4256 nt
Organism: Cryptococcus deneoformans JEC21
Lineage: Eukaryota; Fungi; Basidiomycota; Tremellomycetes; Tremellales; Cryptococcaceae
Product: transcription factor, putative
Exons: 21
Coding region: 30-2870 (946 amino acids)
Biological process (GO): mRNA catabolic process; regulatory ncRNA-mediated gene silencing
Cellular component (GO): nucleus; cytosol; RISC complex
Molecular function (GO): nuclease activity; RNA binding
Source: RefSeq, a predicted model, not a curated record
CACCAUACACACGCAGAUUCACUUCCAGAAUGACAACCAGAGCCAUUGUUAAAUAUGUCAUGUCAGGCGACACCGUCGUCGUCCGCGCAAAAGAGGCACCUGAAAAGGGCAAAGUCCCUAAGGAGCGUAUCCUCCACAUAGCUGGUAUUCAGGCCCCUAGACUUGGGUCCAUGACCCGUGAAGAUGAGCCCCAUGCCUUUUCAGCCAGAGAGUACCUCUGUUCUCUUCUUCUAGGAAAAGAAGUGGCUUUCACAAUCACUCAUACCAUCGAAUCCUCCACAGGACCAAACCGCGAGUUUGUGUCUCUCUGUAUUGCUCCCGCUGGACCAGGAUCGCCUCCACAGGAUGUUGCUUCCUUGAUCCUGGCCCAGGGAUGGGCUAAAAUGAGAGAUGGUGUCGGGGAAGGUGAUGAGGCUGUUCGCCGACUUGGUGCCGAAGAAGCUAAGAAACGAGAAAACCUCCGAGUCAUUGAGGCGCAAGCCAAGUCAGAAGGCAAAGGAAUCUGGGACGAACAGCCCGAAAACCAGCGCACUGUAGCGUUUCAAAUGCCUACUGACCCUCAAGCUUUCAUUGCUGACCACAAGGAUGAAGAGAUUGAUGCCAUCGUCGAGCAGGUCCGCGACGGUACUCAACUCCGUGUCCGACUUCUCCUCGACGAGCACAACCAUCAGUUCAUCAACCUUGUCCUCGCUGGCGCCAAAUCUCCACGAUCCGGGAACCCUCGUGAUGGCGAAGCCUCCAACGCCGAGCCAUGGGGAGACGAAGCCAAGUACUUUACCGAAGUCCGUAUGCUUCAACGACACAUCAAGGUCCGACUCCUUUCUGCCCCCGCGUCGCUUGGCGCCUCCCCACUUCAACAAACCCAGCCCAGUAAAGGUUCAGGCGCCGGAUUACCCGGCUCCAACGGUCUCCCUGCUCCUUCAACUGGUUCCACUGUGAUCAUCGGUACCGCUAUCCACCCCAAGGGUAACAUUGCCGAGUUUCUCCUUGCUGCUGGUCUUGCCAAGGUGGUUGACUGGCAUGUUGGACUCCUCGCUCCAUAUGGCGGUCUUGACAAGCUUCGUGCUGCCGAGAAGGCCGCCAAGGAUAAAAAACAAGGUAUCUGGGAAAAUUAUCAGCCUCAACGAGCUACUGCCACCAAUAGCGCAGCCUCUGCAGCCCCCACUGCUGUCGCGACUACCAAAGGUACUGACUUUGAGGCCACGGUCGUUAGGAUUUGGGGUUCAGAUCAAGUGAGUGUUGUUGAAAAGGGCGAAGGAGGAAAGGAAAGAAGAGUUCAACUGUCCUCUGUCAGAGGUCCCAAGGGCGUGGAUGCCAAGCAGACCUACUGGGCCAAUGAAGCCAAGGAAUUCUUGCGAAAGCGAUUGAUCGGAAAACAAGUCAACGUUCACGUCGACUACGUCAAGCCCAAAGAGGGAGAUUUUGAGGAACGCGAAUGCGUAACCAUCCGUUAUGGCAACCAGAACAACAACGUUGCUGAACAACUGAUCGAGAAAGGCCUUGCAACUGUUAUUCGACACAGACGUGAUGAUGAGGAUCGUUCUCUCGAACUCGACAAGCUCAUCGUGGCCGAACAAACAGCUCAAACCGAAGGCCGCGGUGUUCACUCUGCCAAAGAUGUUUCUAUGCCUCGUAUCGUCGACGCGUCUGAAAGGGCCAGCAUGGCGUCUAGCUACCUGCCGCAAUGGAAGAGGCAAGGAAAGCAUAAUGCUGUUGUCGAGUUCGUUAGCGCUGGAUCUAGAUUCAAGCUCUACAUGCCCAAGGAGCACACCAAGGUCACUUUUGUCCUCGCUGGUAUCCGUGCUCCUCGAACAGCUAGAAACGCUUCUGAGAAGCCUGAACCUUUUGGAGCCGAGUCACUCAAGUUUGCUUCUAGAUACUUGCAACGUGAUGUUGAGAUUGCGUUUGACUCCACCGACCGAUCGGGAGGUUUCAUCGGUACGAUGUAUGCUUCUGGAGGUGUAAAUGUCGCCGUGGAGCUCGCGCGGGAAGGUCUCGCUUUUGUUCACGAGCGAUCUGCUGAGCUUUUGCCCUUCGGAAAGGAGUUGCUGGCUGCUGAGGAGCAAGCGAAGAAAGAAAAGAAGAAUAUCUGGUCUUUAGUACAGGAAGAGGAGACUUCUACCGCAGCCGCUGUCGACGAAUCUUCUGCUCUUCCGGUGGAUUACAAGGAUGUCUACAUCUCUUCUGUGAAGGAAUCCGAACCAUUCACUUUCUCAGUGCAGAUUCUUGAGAAGGACAGUGUUGCCGCCCUGGAAAAGCUCAUGUCUGACUUUUCUCUCCACCACCGUCAAGCCUCAGCAGCUGCCACCUCCUCUUUCACUCCCAAAACUGGCGAUCUUGUCUCGGCCAAAUUUAGCAAGGACGAUCGGUGGUACCGAGCGCGAGUCAAGAGAGCCAGCGCGAUCAAGAAGGAGGCACAGGUGUACUUGAUCGAUUACGGAGAUGAAGACACUGUGCCCUUCUCCAAGAUAAGGCCUUUAGACGAAAAGUUCAAGAGUCUUCCGGGUCAGGCCAAGGAAGCUCGUCUUAGUUUCGUCAAACUUGUACCUCGCUCAAGCGAGUAUGGGCCCGAAGCUUACCGGCGGUUCGAAUACCUUACCGAAGGUCUCAAGCUCAUUGCAAACAUCGACCAGCGCGAGGGUAAUCUGUUGCACCUUAGGCUCAUCGACCCCGCCGACCCCAAUAUCAAGGAGGACCCCUUGGCAUGCUUGAAUGCUGACCUGGUGAGAGAAGGUCUGGCCACUAUUGACAAGUCUUGCAAGUACUUGAAUUCCUAUCCUCAAAUCGUCAGGAAGCUUCAGGAUGCGGGAGAGGGAGCCAAAGCAGACAGGCUCGGUAUCUUUGAAUUCGGCGAUGUUAGCGAAGAUUAAUCAACCGACAUCGCUAUCUUUUUCUCAUCUUCCAAACACUCCUUUUUCAAAACAAACAACAAGAAAUCUGCUAUUUUGACAGCCACUUAAGCUCACUCUACAUUGCUUGCAUCUCUUUCACAUUAGCAUUGACUAGCAUUAUGCAUUGAACGGGUUGAGUGAAUUGCACGGCAGCAAGUCUCGCAUAAUCGCAAAUGGUCUUUGUCUUGUCACCACUGUUGAGGAUAUUUGUACUUGGGGGAGGACGGGUCUUCGUUGUUAAGAGGACGAUUUCUUUUUUUUCUUCGGAGGUAUCUCUUCCGCUUGCGACUGUUGAUGACGUGUUAGAGGGACAUUGGACGAAGACGAGGCGGAAGGCCCUUCAAAUGGAUGACUAGUGGUCAACGGUGGCGUUCGUUUCUUUUCCAGUGGUCCACCUAUACACUGAUAUAAUUCCCUUGGGUCUCCUGUUCCAGCCUCCUUUUCCAGAAGUUCCCUUACCCUUUCCCUUCUUCUUCUGACCUGCCCGGUUUUCUUCUUCCGCUCGUGCGGAUGGUUGCUCUACAUUCUUUCUGGGGCGUCCCCUCUUCCUUUUCACGGCAGUUUCCUUUGGAGCCUCCUGCCUUGCCUUUCCUUUACCCUUUGCCUUGGAACUCGGAUCUAUAUACUCGCUUGACUCGCUUUCGUUACCUCCUCCUUCUCCCUCCUUUUCCUCCUCCUCCACCACCUCGUCGGCCUCACCUACCUCGAUCACAUCUUCCAGAACAUCCGUGUCUAUGCCGCUCUUGGGAGGAAGUGCAAGGCCCUGGAAACCCGUCGAUGGGCCAGCGUGCACGGUAUCCGCGCGAAAUGACCAUGGUUCGCUGGGAUGGAGAAGCGGCCCUUGCGAGUCCCGCCGUUCAAGAAGGAAAGGAUCAAUAGAUAAGCUGGAUUGUGUACCUGGUUGACCAAAUCUGCUAUGGCCACCAAAAGUGGUAGAUUCGUCGAUGUUGCUGUCCAGCAGCUGAGCAGGCCGCUCGUCUGAGAAAACGGACUCAGUUGAAGGGGUAACUGUCUGAUUGACACCGGCAUGUGCAGAAAGGAAGAUCUCUCCAGGGUUGACGAAAGCCUGGCUAGGGCUAGGUAGCGGAGGAUAGCCUAGGAUGGGAGUUGGUCGGAUGGGUAUAUAUGAAGGUUGAGGACCAUGCAAUGACCCUUCCUGUUGGCUGGGCACUGUCGGUGGUCGAACCUGUGUGCCUUGGUUUCGAUUGUCAUCGGUGACUGGUAUUUGGUAAUAAAAGUUGUAUUGAGACGUUGGGUCACUCAUGAUGAGAUUGUUAUGGGAGAUGCAAGGGCUGAUAGAUUCAAAAUAUGUAAGAGCUGAAAACCAUUGUUUUAGUCUAUUUGGGUUUAUCACUUUGAACUUCG